UUUAGUGGUAGAGUUCACGGAAGAGCCCUGAGCACUCUCCUGAGGACAAGAACCAUCCAGGGUCAUGAAGGGACCGAGGUGACUCAGCACCAUGCACGGCAGUAUAGUAUGUCUACAGAGUUAAAGCAAGAGUUGAAUUCCAUAAGUCAAAAAUCAACCCCUUUCAGAGACCCAACUCUCUAAGUUACAUUGAGAAGAAAAGUGGAAAAAAGGCCACCUGCCUCUGCUGGCCAUCCUACCAACUGCUGGCAGUCCUACCAACUGCUAGGUGUCCUACCAACUGCUAGGCGUCCUACCAACUGCUGGCCAAACAUCCACCCCAGACGGCUGGUUCCUGCCACGCUACUGCACAGAAGCCAGUGCAGGAGAUGUGACAACUGCCCAUGCAGGCUUCAGUGCUCCUGUCGGGAUGGCAGAGAUGAGAGGGCUGCUCUUGGUGCUGCUGUACGUGUCCCACUCUUCCGCCAGUUGUGGCAUCCAGAAAACCUCGCUGGUGGAUGAAUCCGAGGAGAACCUGGUCAGCGCCAUGGAGUUCCCCUGGGUGGUGUCUGUGCAGGACUCGCAGUACACACACCUGGCCUUCGGCUGCAUCCUCAGCCAAUUCUGGAUCCUCAGCAUCGCGUCGGCCCUGCAGCUCAGGAAGGAGGCCAUCGUUGUGGUUGGUAUAGCUAACAUGGAUCCAAGAAAGAAUUCUUACAUAGAGUACCCGGUCAGCACCAUCAUCAUCCAUGAGGAAUUUGACAACUACUCCAUGAACAAUAACAUAGCCCUCCUGAAGACAGACUCAGCGAUGCACUUCGAUGAUCUGGUCCAGUCCAUCUGCUUCCUGGAGAAGGAUCGGCCUGUGCUCCCAGCCUUGAAGAAUUGCUGGGUGUCAGGAUGGAAUCCCACAUCUGCAACAGGAAAUCACAUGACAAUGAGUAUCCUGAGGAGAAUCUUCGUGAAAGACCUUGACUUGUGUCCCCUACACAAACUCCAGAAAACGGGCUGUGGCAGUCACAAAGAGCAGGAAACUGACACUGUCUGCUUGGGGGAGCCAGGAAGCCCCAUGAUGUGCCAGCUGCAGGGUUUGGAUCUGUGGGUCCUGAGAGGACUCCUGACCCACGGUGGUGAGAAAUGCCCUGGCUUCUAUCUGUAUACCAAGGUGGAAGACUACAGCGAUUGGAUCACAUCCCAGGCCAGCAUGGCUGGCCCUCCCCUGUCUUCACUCCACCUCUGGGAAAAGUUGAUCCAUUUCUCUCACCAUAGGUUUCCUGCAGUCGUGACGCAGGCUACAUAUUCUCAACAGGGCCAUGUAGGAUGGUCCCAAUCCUACCCCCAAGGACAAAGAAAGCCCAGUGUACAUUUACAACAAGUAAACAGCUCUAGCUCUAGACAUGGUCCAGACCAUAGGGUAAAGGGCCUACAGCAAGCAGACAGUUCUGCCGAGAUGGCUCUUCACCCCAUGUACUAUGACUACUACGGUGGGCAUGCUGGGAAGAUGUCUUUUGCAGGCCAGGACACAGUGCAGCCUCAAGAAAUCUUGGUUCUUUUCAUGCUUGUUUUCUUCAGCAGCAGUGUGUAGAUCUAGGAAGGAACCCA
Messenger RNA from Octodon degus (degu), 1581 nucleotides. RefSeq names its product serine protease 54 (gene Prss54). The record is from RefSeq and is a predicted model, not a curated record. Bases 410 to 1564 code for a protein of 384 amino acids. Gene Ontology annotation, molecular function: serine-type endopeptidase activity. The transcript is spliced from 7 exons. NCBI's taxonomy places the organism in Eukaryota, Metazoa, Chordata, Mammalia, Rodentia, Octodontidae. Gene Ontology annotation, biological process: proteolysis.